Messenger RNA from Encephalitozoon cuniculi GB-M1, 423 nucleotides. RefSeq lists its product as uncharacterized. NCBI's taxonomy places the organism in Eukaryota, Fungi, Microsporidia, Unikaryonidae. The transcript has a single exon. Bases 1 to 423 code for a protein of 140 amino acids. The record is from RefSeq and is marked provisional.
AUGAUGGAGCCCAUUACCAAGGAGACAAGAUUCAACGAGCUUCCGCAGCAGAUAAAGCAGAAGCUGAUCAACAUCUAUAGAAGCUCCCACCAGCAGUAUCUAUCGAUGGAGAUGCUGAAGCCCACGAAGUUCAAUCUCUUAUACUCGCAGACACAGGAUCUUCAGACAAGAAACCUGCAGAAAAAUUUUAAGCUUCUGGUGGAGAGUGCAGAGAAGCUGAAGAGGAUGUGGAAUCUCAACAAGGACGAAGUCGACUUCCGGUACCUGCAUGAGAACCUGAAGAAGUCUUUGGAGGAAUUCAAGGAGGAGGUGAUGCUGUACAAGAAGAACGAAGGAAACACAGAGUUCCUUGACGAGAUUGCCAUGACAUAUGCAAUGCUCAGGAAUAAGCUCGAAAGCCUUACAAAGGAAAGAAGAGCGUAG